Messenger RNA from Euleptes europaea (tarantolino), 939 nucleotides. Its product is annotated as olfactory receptor 11G2-like. Gene Ontology annotation, cellular component: membrane. Gene Ontology annotation, molecular function: olfactory receptor activity; G protein-coupled receptor activity. Lineage: Eukaryota; Metazoa; Chordata; Lepidosauria; Squamata; Sphaerodactylidae. Gene Ontology annotation, biological process: G protein-coupled receptor signaling pathway. The record is from RefSeq and is a predicted model, not a curated record. The transcript has a single exon. Bases 1 to 939 code for a protein of 312 amino acids.
AUGGAUCCAGCCAAUGGAACUGGAGUGGAGGAAUUCAUUUUGCUGGGAUUUGAGGUUGGGCAGCAGAAGCGGUUUCUACUCCUCAUCCUUUUCACCAUCCUCUAUGUGCUCACUUUGGCCGAGAACAUCACCAUUAUCACGCUGGUGAUUCUCGACACCCACCUGGCCCGGCUUCCCAUGUACAUCCUGCUGAGCAACUUCUCCUGGAUCGAGAUGUGCUACGUGAGCGCCACGGUGCCCCGCAUGCUCUUUGACCUGACAUCCCCUCGAGGAAUCAUCUCCUUCCACAACUGCUUCAUCCAGUUCUACGUCUUCUUUGCUCUCGGCAGCACCGAAUGCUUCUACCUCUCGGCUAUGGCCUUGGAUCGGUACAUGGCCAUCUGCCACCCGCUGCGCUACCCACAGAUCAUGUCCCCGAACUCCUGCUAUGGUCUGGUGGGUUCUUGUUGGGUCAUUGGCUUCCUGUGGUACCUUGUCCCAGCUGUUUUGAUCUCCAGGUUGUCCUUCUGCCGUUCCAACAUCAUUGACCACUUCUUGUGCGACGCUGGACCCAUCCUGUCUCUGGCCUGCCCUCCGCUAGGAGUGGCGCCCAUCAUCAGCCAGUUUUGCUUGAAUGCUCUGAUUAUUGGCAACAUGUUCUUUGUCGUGCUGUCCUACAGCAUUGUGGUGAACACUCUAAUGAAAUCUUCUGGCCAAGGCAGUCGGAUGAAGGCCUUCUCCACCAUAUCGUUCCACUUAUUGGUGGUGAUACUUUUCUACGGCUCGGUGGCCGGGAUGUACUUAAUUCCCGGCGGAGAAAACCAAUCGGAGAUAACCAAGGUGGUAACACUCUUCUACACUGCUGUGACGCCCUUUCUUAACCCCAUGAUUUAUUGCCUGAGGAACAAUCAGGUGAAAGAGGCACUGGUGAGGCUCCUGAAGGGGAAGGUGAUGGCGUAA